This is a messenger RNA of Neoarius graeffei (lesser salmon catfish), 11997 nucleotides long. It is a transcript of the gene dnah3, whose product is annotated as dynein axonemal heavy chain 3. NCBI's taxonomy places the organism in Eukaryota, Metazoa, Chordata, Actinopteri, Siluriformes, Ariidae. Gene Ontology annotation, cellular component: dynein complex. The transcript has 61 exons. Gene Ontology annotation, biological process: microtubule-based movement. The coding region runs from base 1 to 11997 and encodes 3998 amino acids. The record is from RefSeq and is a predicted model, not a curated record. Gene Ontology annotation, molecular function: minus-end-directed microtubule motor activity; dynein intermediate chain binding; ATP binding.
AUGGAGAAUGAUAAUGUGGACAGUGUGGGUGGUGUAGGUGGACUGCUGCACCUCCCACAGUCAUCUUUUCAGGUACCUUCUAACAUUCUCCAGAACAGACUGUACCCGCCCCUCUUAGAGUUCUCAGGAAAGACAGGGAUGUUUCCAUUUAAUCAUACGAUGGACUGCGUGACACCGAGCGAGCGUAUCGGCAGCUACUGCAACCCACGGACACGACACCUGAGGAUCACAAACCUCUGUGGAGGUUCUGCUCGAUUAAAGAAGAGGGUGAAACAUACUCGCAGAUCACAAGGGAAAGCAGUGACUCCAGUAAGUCACUCUUUAUCCCCUGAAGAGCAGCUGGAUAUCAUCCACUCUCAGGAGGAGCAGGAAAAGAGCAAAAUGACAGAACCUACUCCCACUGAGUUAGAGAGGUAUAUGUACUACAUCAAUAAUGGGCUUCAGGAGGAUACGGUCAUCCCUCUGCCUCCUCACCACAUCACCAACAUCUUUAAGUGUGUUCCUGCCUGUUUCCAUGGCCACCAGAUGGUGCAAAAUCUUUUGGAGGAAGUGAAAAGUGACUUUAAUUUCAGUGGCCGUAAAAUCAUCGUGGAAUACAUCCUGAGGGAUGAGCGUCAGAGGGAGAGGUUGUCCAUCUCCUCCAUUCCUCGUCCGUUUCCUCGGCGUGUGAUACGUGCUCCGGUUCCCUGGUCUGACACUUACAAGACCAAUCACAGCUGGUGCCAGCAAAAUCUUUACACUGUCAAUCCCAUAAUGUACCAGCUCAAGAAACUCUGGAUGAACAAUUUCUCAGAUCUGCGUUUUGUUCAUCUGGAGAAUUUCCACGUUGGGAAUCUGCCACUGCUGCCCUCAGAGUUCCAGCAGCUCAUACAGACGCAGUGUCAGACCAUCAGAGACUUGCUCAUCAACAAGUGGUUGCCACAGUGUGCGUCCCUCUUUUUUACAUAUAAGGAUUCUUGGCUGCACCUAGUGCCAAAGAGGGAGGUCAGUGUCCCUGUAAAGGUGCAUCAGUUUUUCUCCUGUGUGGCUGCACUGAUGUCACUACAACUCCGCAGCCUGGUGAUAGCAUCACUGCGGGACCUGCUAGGCUUCUUGUCACUGUACCAGGAUGGUAAUGAUUUUGGAGAGUGUUAUGAUGAGUUGCGUUACACACAGUAUCCACUCCUGUUGGUCAAGCUGAGGGUAGAGGACUCAAGCAUCGUGUUUCAGCCUUCGCUGGCUCAGUGCUGGGAGAUCAUCAAAGAAUCAUUCGUCCAGGUCAUCACCAGCGCUGACAACAUACCCCGGGUGGAGAUUAACCUGUUCCCUGAGCUCCGGAAGCAGGACUACAUUCUGCGCUCUGUCAGACAGGAUGAGUCGCUUGUGACAGACAUGCUCAAUCAAGCCAGAGCGAUCUACCAAAGGAACUCUGUUGGCCCACAUAAAUAUUUGGGCAUUUAUGAUAAAUACAGUAAUCUGCUGGAUCAGUCAGCCAGACAGGAUAUGCUCUCAUUUCUCCAGGAAAAUUUCUCUCUACAGGAUUUUUCCAAAAAGAUUGAGCAAGUUAACUGUGUGUGGAACGAGAUCGCCCCUCUUCGUGUGACUGUCCCCCUGUCACUCUUUUGUCUGGAUGCUGUGAAGCUCCGGCAGGAUCUGUUUGAUCGUACGGAGAACCUGAAAGACCUUCUCAUCAACUACAGGCUGGAGGAGAACCGACAAUUCAACCAGAGGGUCUGUGAGCGGUGUGAGCAGAUUGAGAAAACAGUGAUGACUGUACCAACCAACACAGAAGAACUCGUGGAGCUCGAUAACUUCGUGGAACAAACCAGCGGUGUAACUAUACUGGCACUGCGUGAUGAUCUUUGUGAAGCAGCCAAACGCCUAAGGUUCCUGCUGGACUACGCCACUCUCACUGAUGAUGACAUUAGGCUGAACAGCAGUGUGUUCCAAUGGCUGAAGAAGAUCGCAUUUGUGUGUAAAGUUAAUAAAGACAAACUGGCUAAUCAGAGAGAUGAUGCUGAGAAAAAACUGCAGAAGAGGAUUGAAGAGCUGGAACACACACUGGAGGAUUUAUCUCAUGAAAUGCAAACGUUUAAGAAGAAAGAAGUGAUGAGUUUGGAGGAGAUGAAGAACAAUGUGGAGAAACUCAAUGAGAUCUCAGCAUUUCUGGAGGAAGCCAACACAGAGUUUGAGUACAUUAACAAGGAGGAGUGUUUGUUGGAAAAAGAGCAGACUCGAUUCCCCCUGCUGCAAACCAUCAUAACCAGCAAACAGCUGUACGACCAGCUGUGGAACACAGCACUGAACUUCCACACCAAAUCAGACAUCUGGAUGAAUGGCCCCUUCAAAGAGCUGAAUGCAAUGCGCAUCUCUGAUGAUCUUUCUAGCAUGUACAGUCAAAUGUACAAGCUGGUUAAGGUUUUCUCUGAGGUGGCGGCUCCACGCCGAGUGGCAGACAGCUUCUGCACCAAAAUCAAUAAGUUCAAGCAGCACCUGCCUAUCCUGAGCACCAUCUGUAACCCUGGCAUGAAAGGCCGCCACUGGGAAAGGAUCAGCAGCAUUGUGGGAUUGGAGGUAAAGCCAGAACCACACACUUCUCUCCUCGACAUGGUGGAGCUCGGCCUGCCCGAACAUGUUGACAAGUUAGAGGACAUUGGUGCAGCUGCCAGUAAGGAGUACUCUCUGGAAAAUGCUUUACAAAAGAUGAACAGCGAGUGGACAGCGCUCAAGUUUGACUUUAAAGAAUACAGAGACACGGGUACAAGUGUUCUCUCUGUAGUGGAUGACAUUCAGGCAUUGUUGGAUGAUCACAUCAUAAAGGCACAAACAAUAAGGGGAUCUCCAUUCAUCAAGCACAUCGAGGCAGAGUGCAAGCAAUGGGAGGAGAAGCUCUUGGAGAUGCAGGAUAUUUUGGAUGCCAUGCUAGUCUGUCAGGCUGCUUGGCUCUACCUGGAGCCCAUCUUCAGCUCGGAGGACAUCAUUGCGCAGAUGCCUGAGGAGGGCCGCAAGUUCAGCAUCGUUGACGCCUACUGGAGGGACAUCAUUGCUGAAGCGCUAAAGGAUACACAUGUGUUAGUGGCCACGGGCCAGCCCAACAUGCUGAAGCGUCUGCAGGAGGCAAAUAUCUAUCUGGAGGACAUUCAGCGAGGUCUGAACACCUACUUGGAGGAAAAAAGACUCUACUUUCCCAGGUUCUUCUUCCUGUCUAACGACGAGCUUUUGGAGAUCCUGUCUGAGACGAAGGAUCCUCAGCGAGUUCAGCCUCACCUGAAGAAGUGCUUUGAAGGAAUUGCUAAGCUGGAGUUCGAUGCAGAGCUUGAAAUCACCGGGAUGAUCAGCUCCGAGAAAGAGAUUGUCCCCUUCACACGCCACAUUGACCCUGCUAAGGCCAAGGGCAUGGUGGAGAGGUGGCUCCUGGAGGUAGAGCACAUGAUGCUGAGGAGUGUGAAAGAUGUCAUAAAAAGAGGGAUCGAUCAGUACCCUGAGGUCCCCAGGAAGAAGUGGGUGUUGCAGUGGCCUGGUCAGGUAGUGAUCUGUGCUUCCUCCAUUUUUUGGACCAGUGAGGUAUCUGACGCUAUAGAGAAAAACACCCUGCCUGCAUACGUGGAUCAGUGUAAUGAUCAGAUUGGAGAGAUUGUUGAGCUGGUCAGAGGGAAACUCUCAGGAGGAGCUAGACUCACGCUGGGAGCUCUAACAGUUAUUGAUGUUCAUGCACGUGAUGUUGUGACAAAGCUGGCAAAGGAUGGCGUGUCAUCUCUAAAUGACUUCCAGUGGAUGUCACAGCUGAGAUAUUACUGGGAGGAAAGAGGGGUCAUACUGAGGAUGAUCAGCACCGAGGUCACAUACGGAUAUGAGUAUUUGGGGAACUCACCACGACUCGUCAUCACCCCGCUCACAGACCGCUGCUACAGGACAUUGAUGGGGGCUCUGAAGUUGAAUCUGGGUGGAGCUCCGGAAGGACCUGCAGGUACAGGAAAAACAGAGACCACCAAAGACCUGGCCAAGGCUCUGGCCAAACAGUGUGUGGUGUUUAAUUGCUCAGAUGGUCUGGAUUAUAAAGCGAUGAGUAAAUUCUUUAAAGGUUUGGCCCAGUCCGGAGCAUGGGCCUGCUUUGAUGAGUUCAACCGCAUUGAGGUGGAGGUGCUAUCAGUGGUGGCUCAGCAGGUGUUGAGUAUUCAGCAGGCCAUAAUGAAGAAUCUGAAACGGUUUAUGUUUGAAGGAACUGAGCUCUCACUCAACCCAACGUGUUGUGUGUUCAUCACCAUGAACCCAGGAUACGCCGGCCGAGCAGAGCUGCCCGAUAACCUUAAAGCUCUGUUCCGUACAGUCGCCAUGAUGGUGCCAGAUUAUGCACUGAUUGGAGAAAUAUCACUCUACUCCAUGGGCUUCAUUCAUUCCCGCAGCCUGGCACAAAAAAUCGUAGCGACGUAUCGCCUGUGUUCAGAGCAGCUCUCCUCACAGCAUCAUUAUGACUAUGGUAUGCGAGCUGUCAAAUCAGUCCUGACUGCAGCGGGGAACCUGAAACUGAAGUUCCCACAGGAGGAUGAGAGCGUGCUGCUGCUCCGGGCACUGAUGGACGUCAACAUGGCCAAGUUCCUUUCCCAGGAUGUCCCUCUCUUCGAGGGUAUAAUAUCAGAUCUCUUUCCUGGCGUGGUGUUGCCGAAACCUGAUUAUGAGUUACUGCUCAAAGCUAUGCAUGAGAACAUCGUCAAACUCAAACUGCAGCCUAUUCCCUGGUUCAUCGGCAAGAUCAUACAGGUGUAUGAGAUGAUGCUAGUGAGACAUGGUUUUAUGAUUGUUGGUGAACCACUUGGGGGGAAGACCUGUGCAUAUAAAGUUUUAUCAGGAGCUCUGAAGGACCUGAAUGAAGGAGGUCUGAUGGAAGAGUUUGCAGUCAAUAUCCAGAUCAUUAACCCAAAGUCCAUCACCAUGGGUCAGCUGUAUGGCUGUUUUGACCCAGUGAGUCAUGAGUGGUCGGACGGCGUCUUGGCCACAUCAUUCCGGAACCAGGCUCAGUCAACGUCUGAAGACCGCCAGUGGAUUAUAUUUGAUGGACCGAUCGAUGCCGUGUGGAUUGAAAACAUGAACACUGUACUCGACGACAACAAAAAGUUGUGUCUGAUGAGCGGUGAGAUUAUCCAGAUGAGUUCUAAAAUGAGUCUGAUCUUUGAGACAGGUGAUCUGGAACAGGCCUCACCAGCUACUGUCAGCAGGUGUGGUAUGAUCUACAUGGAGCCCCAUCAGCUAGGCUGGACUCCACUCAGAGACUCUUACAUGGACACACUUCCAGACACCCUGUCAUCAGAACACAAAGAACUGAUUGUGAAUCUCUUUGAUUGGCUGGUGCAGCCAUGUUUGGACUUCAUUGCCCAUAAUUGUCGAUUCCUGGUGCAAACGUCACCCAUCCACCUCGCCUACAGCCUCAUGCGCCUGUAUUCCUGUCUGCUCGAUGAGAUUGCAGUGGCAGGGAAGGAGGGAGCAGAGUCUAUAUCCAGUCAGCAGAUAACCAUGUGGCUCCAGGGCCUGUUCCUGUUUGCUGUGGUAUGGACAGUGGGCGGGACUAUAAACGGUGACAGCAGGAAGAAGUUUGACUCCUUUUACAGAAAUCUGCUCACAGGAACGCUGGACGAGCACCCAAGACCUACAAGUGUCAAACUUACCAAGAACAACCUCUUCCCAGAGAAAGGUUUGGUGUAUGAUUAUUAUUUCCAUAAGCAGGGAUCAGGUCAGUGGAACACAUGGACCGACUCCAUCAGCAAAGAGGAGAGCACCAUACCACCUGGAGCAAAUGUGUCUGAUCUGAUCAUUCCCACGAUGGAGACGGCAUGUCAGCUCUUCUUCUUGAGGGCGUACCUGUUUCACCAGGUGCCUCAACUCUUUGUGGGGCCUACAGGAACUGGGAAAUCUGUCAUCACCUCUAACUUCCUGAUGUCUCUACCUAAAGAGCAGUACACACCGAACUGCCUCAACUUCUCCGCCCGCACCUCUGCCAACCAGGUGCAGGACAUCAUUAUGGCCAAGUUGGACAGACGCCGCAGAGGUGUGUUUGGACCACCGCUGGGGAAGAAGUGUGUAGUUUACGUGGAUGACCUGAACAUGCCUGCGAAGGAGGUUUAUGGAGCUCAGCCUCCCAUCGAGCUGCUGCGGCAGUGGAUUGAUCAUCAGCACUGGUACGACAAAGACACAUCCAGGCUGGACAUCAUAGACGUGCUGUUUAGCACUGCAAUGGGGCCCCCUGGUGGAGGGAGGAAUGACAUCACAGGUCGUUUUACACGUCACCUGAACAUCAUCUCCAUUGACUCGUUUGAGGAUGAGACUCUCAGUAAAAUCUUCACCUCCAUAACUGACUGGCACUUCAGCACAGGAUUUGAUGCUCCCUUCUACAGACUAGGGAAGAUCCUGGUCCAGGCCACUAUGGCGGUGUAUAAGGAUGUGAUAGAGAGAUUCCUGCCCACGCCAUCUAAAUCUCACUACAUAUUCAACCUCAGAGACUUUGCCAGGGUUAUCAAAGGAGUACUGCUGUGCCCACACACACACAUGCAGGAUGGUGAUAAACUCAUCAGAUUGUGGAUCCAUGAGAUUUACCGUGUCUUCUGUGAUCGUCUCAUUGACAAUGAGGACAGAAAGAUGUUUUUCAAUAUUGUCCAAGAGAGAACCUCAACAUACUUCAAACAGACCCUGGAUAAGCUCCUGUGCCAUCUCUCUCCAAGUGGUAGUGUGUCAGAUGAGAGCAUUAGAUCCCUCUUUUUUGGUGACUAUGCCACACUGGAUUUAGAUGCAAACAGGACCUAUGAUGAGAUCCGAGACCUUCCCUCACUCACUAGCAUCAUGGAACAUCACCUGCAGGAGUAUAAUACUAUGAGCACGGCCCCUAUGAGCCUCGUCAUGUUCCAGUUCGCUAUCGAGCACAUUUCCCGCAUCUGCCGGGUACUGAAGCAGGACAAUGGCCACUUACUUCUCGUGGGCAUCGGAGGAUCUGGCCGCAGCAGUGCUGCCAAACUUGCCACCUUCAUCAACCAGUACGACCUCUUCCAAAUCGAGCUCACCAAGAACUAUGGCAGGUCUGAGUGGAGGGACGACCUGAAGCGUGUGAUGACCAAGGCCGGGGUGGAGGGGAAAAGGACAUCAUUCCUCUUAGGGGAUGGACAGAUGAAGGAUGAGAUGUUUGUGGAGGAUGUGAACACACUUCUAAACACCGGAGAUGUGCCCAACAUGUUUGCACAGGAUGAGCGUGCUGAAAUUAUGGACAAUAUGCAGAGCAUCGCCAGGAAGGAGGGGAGAAAAAUCGAAGCCACACCACUCUCUAUGUACAAUUUCUUCAUUGACAGGGUCAAAGAGAACCUGCAUAUCAUCCUGGCGAUGAGCCCGAUCGGCGAUGCGUUUCGGAACCGUCUGCGCAUGUUCCCAUCUCUGAUUAACUGCUGCACUAUCGACUGGUUCCAGGCAUGGCCCACAGAUGCACUGGAGAUGGUGGCCAACAAAUUCCUGGAAGAUGUGGAGCUGGAGAAGCACAUCAGGACAGAGGUGGUGGAGAUGUGUAAGACCUUUCAGGAGAGAGUGCAGAAGCUCUCAGAGCAAUAUUACUCACAGCUGCGCAGGCAUAAUUACGUCACUCCGACCUCCUACCUAGAGUUGAUCCUCACCUAUAAGACACUUCUGAAGGCCAAGCGCAAUGAGGUGGACACUUUCAGGAACCGCUAUCUGAUUGGCCUGGAAAAACUCGAAUUCGCUGCCUCACAGGUGGCAGUGAUGCAGCAGGAGCUGACUGCUCUUCAGCCUCAGCUGAUGCAAACCUCACGUGAGACAGAUGAGAUGAUGGUAAAGAUUGAGAAGGAGACGGUAGAGGUGGAUGCGAAGAAAGAGCUUGUCGCUGCUGAUGAGAAAGUAGCCAAUGAAGCUGCAGCAGCUGCAAAAGCCAUUAAGGAUGAGUGCGAGGGAGAUCUUGCGGAAGCAAUGCCAGCAUUGGAAGCAGCUCUUUCGGCUCUGAACACGCUGAAACCUGCUGACAUCACAGAGGUGAAGUCCAUGCUGAACCCUCCUGGUCCUGUUAAACUUGUCAUGGAGUCCAUCUGUGUAAUGAAGGGCAUUAAACCCGAGAGGAAACCUGAUCCUGGAGGUUCUGGUAAGAAGAUUGAGGAUUAUUGGGGCCCAUCCAAGAAGCUGCUGGGGGACAUGAAGUUCCUGGAAAGUCUCAAAGCCUUUGACAAAGACAACAUCCCUGCUGCCAACAUCAAGAAGAUCCGUGAGAAGUUUAUUAGCAAUCCUGAUUUUCAACCUGCACUGAUCAAAAGCGUCUCAUCUGCCUGUGAAGGUUUGUGCAAGUGGGUCCGGGCUAUGGAGGUGUAUGAACGUGUGGCUAAAGUGGUGGCCCCAAAGAAAGAGAGGCUCUGCGAGGCAGAGGAAGAGCUGGCAGUUCAAAUGAAGGCUCUUGAAGUGAAACGUGGUGAGCUGAAAGCUGUGGAGGACCGUCUGUGCGCUCUGAAUGACUCAUUGGCUGAGAUGAUGCAGAAGAAAAAGGACCUGGAAGACAACAUCGAACUGUGCUCACAGAAAAUAAUCCGGGCUGAGAAGCUGAUCGGUGGACUGGGAGGAGAAAAGGACAGGUGGACAGAAGCAGCACGACUUCUGGGAAUUGAAUAUAACAACCUGACCGGGGAUGUGCUUCUUUCUUCCGCCACAGUGUCAUACCUGGGGGCUUUUACAGUGGAUUACCGGGUGGAAUGCCAACAGGAAUGGCAUAAGAUUUGUAUGAAAAGAAAAGUGCCAUGUUCUGAAGAUUUCACAUUAAGCAACAUUCUUGGCAAUCAAGUCUCAAUCCGGGCAUGGAGGAUUGCUGGGUUGCCCGUAGAUUCUUUCUCCACAGACAAUGGCAUCAUGGUGUCAAAUUCCCGCCGCUGGCCACUCAUGAUAGACCCUCAGGGACAGGCCAACAAAUGGAUUAAGAACAUGGAGAAGACCAACAAGUUGGCAAUCAUCAAGCUCUCUGACAGUAAUUAUAUUCGGACCUUAGAAAAUGCCAUCCAGUUUGGAAACCCGGUCCUCUUGGAGAGUUUAGGUGAAGAACUGGAUGCUGUUCUAGAGCCAGUUCUCCUGAAGCAGACAUUCAAACAGCAAGGUGUAGAAUACCUGAAGCUGGGUGAGAACAUCAUUGAAUAUUCACCAGACUUCCGGUUCUAUAUGACCACUGGAUUGAGGAACCCACACUACCUGCCUGAAGUGGCCGUGAAGGUGUGUUUGCUGAAUUUUAUGAUCACACCUCUAGGGCUGCAGGACCAGCUUCUCGGCAUUGUCGCUGCUCAAGAAAAACCAGAACUGGAAGAAAAGAAAAACAAACUCAUCCUAGAAAGUGCAGCCAACAGUAAGCAGCUUAAAGAGAUUGAGGACAAGAUACUGAAGGUUCUCUCCUCAUCCGAAGGGAACAUCCUGGAAGAUGAGACAGCUGUCAAGGUGCUGUCGUCGUCUAAGGUCUUGUCUGAGGAGAUCUCAGAGAAGCAGAAGAUUGCGACUGAAACAGAGCAGGAGAUUGACAGUACGAGGAUGGGAUAUCGCCCUGUGGCUGAGCACUCAUCCAUCCUGUUCUUCUGCAUCUCUGAGCUGGCCAACAUUGAACCAAUGUACCAGUACUCGCUCACAUGGUUUAUUGGUCUCUAUCAUCACUCUAUUGCUGAAAGUACACCAAGUAAAAAAUUAGAUACUCGCAUUGCUAACAUUGUGAAGCACUUCACCAUGAGUAUCUACAACAAUGUGUGUCGUUCACUCUUUGAGAAGGACAAGUUGCUCUUCUCACUGCUUCUCACUGUUGGAAUCAUGCAGGGCAAAGGGCAAAUCAGUGAUCUCAUCUGGCGCUUCCUUCUCACCGGUGGCAUUGCACUUGACAACCCACAUCCAAACCCCGCCCCCGAGUGGCUGUCGGACAAAGCGUGGUCAGAGGUGGUCCGAGCCUCAAACCUCCCAAGCCUUGAAGGUCUCUUUGAAGAUGUGCGUGAAAAUACAGCUGAGUGGAAGCAGGUUUAUGACUCAAGCCGGCCACAUGAGGAGCGCUUCCCAGGAAAAUGGAACACCCUGGUGGGCAUGGAGCGUAUGGCUGUGCUGCGCUGCUUCCGCCCUGAUAAAAUUGUUCCUGCUGUACAGCAAUUCAUUGUGGACAACAUGGGACGAGAGUACAUCGAACCACCGACGUUCGACCUGGCAAAAAGCUACAGUGACUCAAACUGCUGUUCGCCACUAAUCUUUAUACUCUCACCAGGGUCAGAUCCCACCGCAGUGCUGUUGAAGUUUGCAGAAGACAUGAAUAUGGGGGGCAGUAAGACCCAGUCUGUGUCCCUGGGUCAAGGACAGGGCCCUGUCGCCAUUAGUAUCAUCAACUCUGCUCUUCGCAAUGGAACAUGGGUUCUCCUACAAAACUGUCACCUAGCAACCAGCUGGAUGCCAACGUUAGAGAAGACCUGUGAGGAGGUGAUCACACCGGAGAACACACACCCUAAUUUCAGGCUGUGGUUGACCAGUUACCCGUGUGAGAAGUUUCCAGUCAGUAUCCUGCAGAAUGGAGUGAAGAUGACUAACGAGCCUCCUAAAGGUCUGAGAGCCAAUCUGCUGCGCUCCUACCUCACUGACCCACUGUGUGACCCCACCUUCUUCGUCAGCUCCACCAAACCACAAGUCUGGAGGAAGCUGCUGUUUGGUCUCUGCUUUUUCCAUGCCCUCGUCCAGGAGAGGAGAACCUACGGCCCACUAGGCUGGAAUAUCCCAUAUGAGUUUAAUGAGUCGGAUCUGAGGAUCAGCAUGCGUCAGAUUCAGAUGUUCCUGGAUGAGUCUGAAGAGAUUCCUCUCGAGGCACUGACUUACCUGACUGGUGAGUGUAAUUAUGGUGGUAGAGUGACUGAUGAUAAGGAUCGCAGGCUUCUGCUCUCGCUGCUGUCUACCUUCUACUGUUCUGAGCUCAUACAGCAGGACAAAUACAGACUGUGUGAGGGAAAUAUAUACUAUGUACCACCACAUGGACCCUACGAGAAAUACAUCAGCUACAUCCGCCGCCUGCCAAUCACAGCUGAGCCUGGGGUCUUCGGUCUCCAUGACAAUGCUGAUAUCACCAAGGACAACCAGGAGACCAAUCAGCUUUUAAAUGGAGUGUUACUCACCCUGCCCAGGCAAACAGGGGGUGGAGCCAAAUCUCCUCAGGAAGUGGUAGAUGAGUUGGCAGAGGACAUCCUGUCAAAGUUACCACCAGAUUUCAACAUUGAGGAGGUGAUAUCUAAGUAUCCAGUGGUGUAUGAGGAGUCUAUGAACACAGUACUGCGGCAGGAGGUCAUCCGUUUUAAUAGGCUGACUGAGGUGGUUCGCAGCAGCCUGGUCAAUAUCCAGAAGGCUCUAAAGGGGCAGGUGGUGAUGUCCGCGGAGCUUGAAAAUGUUUUUAACAGCAUGUUGGUGGGGAAAGUUCCAGCCAUAUGGGCCGCUAAAUCUUACCCAUCACUCAAACCUCUCGGCAGCUACGUCUCUGAUCUGCUGUCCAGACUGCACUUCCUACAGGACUGGAUAGCUAAUGGAACUCCGACUGUGUUCUGGCUCUCUGGGUUCUACUUCCCACAGUCCUUCCUCACUGGAGUGUCUCAGAACUUUGCACGCAAAUACAACAUCCCCAUUGACUACCUCGGCUUUGAGUUUGAGGUGAUGAAGCAGGAGUAUGAGAUGGAGAUAAAGCCCGAGGACGGCGCGUACAUUCGUGGUUUAUUCCUGGAGGGAGCUCGGUGGGAUCGAGAGCAUAUGGUCAUCGGAGAAUCACAUCCUAAAAUCCUCUUCGACUCGAUGCCCCUCAUCUGGCUGAAGCCUGGAGAGAGCAGCAAGUUCCUGCAUGAGAGUGUAUAUGUGUGUCCUGUUUACAAAACAAGUGAGAGGAGAGGCACACUGUCCACCACCGGACACUCCACCAACUAUGUCCUGUCCAUGGAGCUACCCUCAGACCGGCCGCAAAAACACUGGAUCAACCGUGGGGUGGCGGCACUCUGCCAACUAGAUGACUGA